Messenger RNA from Neoarius graeffei (lesser salmon catfish), 5801 nucleotides. RefSeq names its product LIM and calponin homology domains 1b (gene limch1b). The record is from RefSeq and is a predicted model, not a curated record. Gene Ontology annotation, cellular component: stress fiber. Gene Ontology annotation, biological process: regulation of focal adhesion assembly; actomyosin structure organization; positive regulation of stress fiber assembly. Lineage: Eukaryota; Metazoa; Chordata; Actinopteri; Siluriformes; Ariidae. Bases 253 to 3690 code for a protein of 1145 amino acids. Gene Ontology annotation, molecular function: myosin II head/neck binding; actin binding. The transcript has 28 exons.
CAGGUGGGCGGGGCACACUGAGAAAGCUCGUCUGCAAGUGCAGUGCAGGUCUGCGGCACGAGCGCAGGAACGGAGGGGGGCGUCAACGCACGAGGCAAGAAAAAACAAACAAACAAACAAACAAACAAAAACAAAAAAGAAAGCAAAGCCCAGUAACAACGACAUCCACAAACUUUUAUUUCACGUAGCAGUGACCGGCUCUCUCGUCUCUCUCUUAUCGACGCCUGAGUUGAACGCUCAUUUGCACACUAAAUGGCCAGCCCCGGUUCGGAUGCUAGACGGCAGCUCCAUCCGCAACAUCCGCACAGCGAGGCCGCCCCCGAACCGGCCGUGCGUGAGGCCCGGAAAUGGAUAGAGGCAGUCACUGGCAGAAGUUUCGGGGAGGAUUUCAGAGGCAGCCUGGACAACGGAAUCCUGUUGUGCGAGUUGCUCAGUUCGAUUAAGCCAGGCCUGGUGAAGAAGAUCAACAGGUUGCCUACUCCUCUCGCUGGGCAAGACAACUUGGCACUUUUUCUGAAAGGUUGUGAGGAGUUGGGAUUGAAAGGCUCUCAGCUGUUUGACCCAGGAGAUCUACAGGACACACGCAGCACUCGAGGCUCAGACUGCAACAAGAGGCUGAAAAAUGUUCUGAUCACAAUCUAUUGGCUGGGCCGGGCAGCCAAUAGCAGUGCCACAUAUAACGGGCCCACUCUGGAUCUGCGUGAGUUUGAGGGGCUGCUCUCACAGAUGCGAAAGGAGGUGGAGGACUGGGACAGCCCGAAGCGUAGCAUCAGGGACAGCGGUUACAUUGAUUGCUGGGAGUCGGAGCGCAGUGAUUCUCUGUCGCCGCCAAGGCACACGCGAGACGACUCCUUCGACAGUCUGGACUCCAUCGGCUCCCGCUCGCGCCACACGCCCUCUCCGGACGGCCUGUUUGCCCGCGGCUCCAGCGAUGAAGAACCAUCGAGGAGACAACGGGGACAACCUCGAACUUCAAUCGUCAUUUGGCAAGACUACACCCAGAGACGCCGUGGCAGCGACUCAGAAUGUGACAUCCCCUACAGGAAGCUACCGGAUAUGCGGCGGGAUGACAUGCUGGCGCGGCGGACAUCGUGCAGUGAGCCACGUACUGCAGUGCCCUUUAAUCAGUACUUGCCCAACAAGAGCAACCAGACAUCGUAUGUGCCCGUUCCAUUGCGUAGGCAACGCACCGAGCGUGAGGAAAGCUGCAAGAGCUGGAGCAGUGCCACCUCACCUAUAGGAGGAGAGAGAUCUUUCAGAUUUGGCUGCAGCGAUAGUGUAUUUGAUGACCCCGAGAGUGUGAGUAUGAUUGACAUGAGGACUGAGGAUGAUGGCCUGCUGCCACCACACAGUCAGGUCCGACAUGGGCUGAUGCACAGCCAGUAUAACAGGAUGAAGGAGGAGGACAGCCAGUGGCAGGAUGACCUGGCACGGUGGAAGAGUCGUAGAAGAAGUGUGUCCCAAGAUCUGAUAAAGAAAGAGGAAGAGAGGAAGACGAUGGAAAGACUGUUGAGCCGAGAUGAAGGCUCGCAGAGGCGGAAGAGUUUCAAGACCUACAAGGAGAUAGUGGAAGACAAGGAGCGUCGUGAGCGAGAACUCCAUGAGGCUUACCUGGAAGCUCGAACCCCUGAGGAAGCAGCUGCUGUACUACAACGCUACGCGCAGCGCUUCACGAUCAGCGAAGCUGUGCUGGAGCGCCUCAAACUACCCCGUGUUCUCGAGCGCAGCGUUUCUGCUGACCCCACACGUUCCUCGUCUUCCACCAGCGACCCAGUUUUCUUCUCUUCUUCCUCAUCCUCCAAUCCACUGCAGUACCUGCGUCAGCAAUCCCUGCCUGCGCAAAAGUUCACCACCACUGUGGAGGCCCAGGUCACGGGAUACGGGGCAGAGUAUGCAGCUGUGGGGAGGGAAGGACGAGGUUCAGGGGCAGCUUGUUCAAGCAGAAGUGUCCCGUUACUCAGUGCCAAACCCUACAGCCAUGACAGAGCAACCAAGCGCGAUGAAAUGGAGCGAGUUAAUGGGGAAGCGGAUAAUGACCACAAUGCCAAAGACAAGCGACAAUGGGAGAUUGAGAGACAAAGAGAAGAUGAGAGUGAAAGAGAGUACACAGGAGCUUCAUCUCCUUUGCUGUUUUAUCCAUCUCCUUCCCAUGACGCUGACUCAGACAGUACAGAAAUAGAGGCGUCCGAGACUCUGUCCUCAGAAAAACAAGCAACCUCACGCGCACCGACACAGAGUCUGGAGAUAGACACAGCAGACUUCGAGUCAGUAGAGGGGCAUAGCAUUGUGCCAGGACCUGAGAGACAGGAGGACGAGGACACACAGAAAGAAGGAACACUUAGCCAACCCACCUUCUUACCUAUGCAGCCACAACUUGAAGAGGCACUUCCACAGGCUGAGAGCAUACCUCCAACCCAAAAACAAAAGGAGUACCAAACCGAAGAGAAUGAGAAGUGUCCUGAAGAGCAUCCAGUGGAGAGUACUGACUCUGUUGCAGUCAGCCAGACUGAACAAGGCACACAUGCCUCAUCUAACAUAAACACUACUGAUAACCAGAUCAGUAAACCAAUCCAGGAACCCUCAGAGAGAACCGAGGCCCAUCCAGGUCCACCAGCCCCAUCCAGCCUCGAUCAUCCUCUACCCAAAUCUGUCCCCGGACUCCCCGUAACAGAACCUGUCGAGAAACAACAUGGAAAUGGAAAUGAUGUCGCCCCCACGGUUUUGAAUCUGGUGAAGCGGGGUGAGCACUUUUCAUGGGAUCCUGAGGAAGAGCGCAAACGACAAGAAAAGUGGCAGCAAGAGCAGGAACGCAUGCUUCAGGAGAAGUACCAGCGUGAGCAGCAGAGGCUGAAGCAGGAAUGGGAGAGAGCCCAGAAGGAAGUGGAGGAAGAAGAGAGAAGAUACCAUGAAGAGGAGCGUAAGAUUCUUGAGGAAACAGUGGCUCCUCUGACGCCCAACUCUCCCCUGCUGUCUCCUCCAUGCUAUAAGGACACUGCUCUCACACAGAACAGCAUCGUUUGUGACUGGGAACGCAAGCAAGUGCAGUUGGAGAAACAGAUGGUGGAAACUUUGGACAAUGAGAGGCAAAUGGAAAAUGGGAGGAAAGAACCAAUAAGGGCAAAUGAAGAACACUCUCAGACAUCAGGACGAAGUCCUCAAAAGCCAAGGUGUGACCAGUUACUGAGCCACCCUAAUGGACAGCAAGAAGGAGGAGCAGGAGGGCAGAGCAAGGUCCCUGAACACCUGCACACCAGUCAAGAUGCCUCAUGGAGCAGUAAGCAGCAGCCAUCAUCAGAGCCCUGGCAAAAGCCUGCCUCACAGGACAGUAACAGAAAUAUCCAGCCAGCGCCUGGUAGUCGUAAAAGGUCUGGCUCCAUAGAAAAUGCCGGUGCAAAGUCAUCAUCACAGUCCAUCUCGCAUACAGACACACAACAACCGCCGUCCCCAAACAGAUCUGUGAGCGGGAAGAAGCUGUGCUCAAGUUGUGGUCAUCCACUUGGUAAAGGAGCAGCCAUGAUUAUCGAGACUCUCAGCCUUUACUUCCAUAUUCACUGCUUUAAGUGUGGGAUCUGUAAGGGACAGCUAGGUGACACCUCCACAGGAACAGACGUAAGGAUCAGGAACGGUCUGCUCAACUGUCAUCAGUGCUACAUCCGCUCUCGUUCUGCUGGUCAGCCUACCAACUUGUGAGCAGGCACAUUAUGAUUGGAGAACACCUAAACAACCCAUCACAGCUUCUAACGAUCACCCAGUGCUUGGACUGGUCACGUCUCCACCUUCACUAAGACCAGUGCAAUAUUUCCAAGUCAAAGCUAAUUUGCUAUCUUCGAUAUCUUCCAAUAAACAAGCGUGUCAAAAGUGUGGUGCUUUUUCAAUGUCCACCUCAGCUGAUCAAUAAAACUCUGCAGACUUUUUAAACAAGAUGGGUUUUAAACUAAUACAUACAAUUCCACUCACGUCACUUUAAACCAGCACACUACAGAUAAGAGUCUUCUGCUGGGACUAUGAGAUGCUUAUAGCCAUUUUUGUAUGUUCAAAAAACACAAACCCAAUAUAUCUGAAUGUCGUUCACCCAUCACUAUGUGAAAAUGCGGUGUAUAUCAUUAAAAUCUCUGAGGUUGCAAUGUUUAUCUUGAUUAUGCAGGAUUUACUUGGUGCAGUGGUCCCUUCCAAUGACUUGAGAUCAUCCAAUCUGUACUAAUUGGGUGCCUAUUUUCAGACAAUACCAGGAAGAUGAUGUAGGCCACUGCAAACUGUUGGAAAUACACACACAAAAACAACAACAUUAGCGCACCAUUAUUUUUUUUAAUCCUUCUGUGUCAGUAAAAAUGAGAAUUUAGAGCUGGUUUAUCUAAUUUGAAUCGUGCUCCACCUCUGCUGCUGUUUCUCCUUCAUCUUCUAUCAUGGUCUUCAUAAUGGCGGGAAGCUGGCCAUAAUCAUGACUGGGAAGCAGACCAUAAUCAUGGCUGCACCUGAUCGAUAGACAUCCAUUUCCCCCCUUUACAUUUCCUGGGCCGAAGGAGGAAAAUGUCCUCGCGUACCAAGUUAAGGUUUCUUAGUUUGGACUGAUUAAGUAAAGCUCAUGUAUACCGACUGCUUUUGUGGUGACAAAAGCAAUUGCAUCUAUCUUAAAGUCAUUUUAAGAUGGUUUUGGUUUAUUAGUAGAAGGAAUGUUAAUGCAUUGAAACAAUGUGCCUUAGAAUGAAUGAAUGAAUGCACAAAAAGCAGCUUGAGAUACAAUAUUGAAUCCAAAGACUUUUGUCUUUAGUCAGGACAAAACAUUUUUUUUGGCUGCAGAGAAGGAAAAUUUAACGGGGAAAUUUGGAAAAUCUCUUUUUCUGAUCUCUGCAUCCUUCAGUGUGUAUGUUUAAUUUACACACACACACACACACACGCAUACAAAAAAAAAAAAAACUGUUCUGUCUUAGAAAUAAAGGUACCAAGCUGUACUUUUCCUGGUCAACUGCGUCAUACCAUCGAGAGUACAGCUUUUGUACCUUUUAGUGUGUACAUUUUACCAGGAAAUGUGAAUAUAGCAUACCUAAUAAAAAUAUAAAAUCAGUAAUAAGGGACAUAAUUUGACCUGAAGGACCACUUAAAGAAACACUUCAUGCACCUUCCUUCCCAGGUAAAAGAUAACAUACUAAAGGUACAAAAUAUAUACACUUGAUGGUACCAACCCAGUGACAAUUAAAAGUACAGUUUGGUACGUUUAUUUCUAUGAGAAUAGUUGAGUUGUUUACCUAAAUCUGGCUUUGGCUGAUCCGUAAAUGAGUCAAUGAAAAACCACUUGAGGGUGUCCUGUUUCUGCACACAAAUAGCAAUACCAGGGCUUAUGUUUAUUUUAGAAACAGUUCUAUUAUCUGCCUAGAAACCACUCCACUAGCCGUGCUUAACACAGUCUAACCAAUAGCUUUUUUUCCACGAUACGUACCUGAGCAUAAGGGUGGAAACCUAAAAGGCUUUUGCUAAAAAAAAAAAAAUCGAUUAAUGUUCACCUUUCAAUAAUUUCAAUCACUGGACAUCUAAUAUGCUCUCAUAAUUUCUUGUAUAGUCAGUGUUCUGCGCUUUGGGUCUGGUCGCGUAGCUAUUAGUCAUAACAGGCAUAUAGACUACAUACAGAGCGGAUGCAUUUUGAUAUGGUCUAGGAUGAAUGACCUACCUUGGGAAUGAUAUCAAAUCUAAGGUAUAUUUAUUGUGAUCUUCGAAUGUACACUAUUCGAAUAUAGAUUACUUUGUUGUUCCAAUGCGAUUGCUUUACAGUAUACUCUAUGUUUAUAAAUAAAACUCUUGGAAAAGAU